Ipomoea triloba (trilobed morning glory) is the source of this 986-nucleotide messenger RNA. RefSeq lists its product as uncharacterized. The record is from RefSeq and is a predicted model, not a curated record. Bases 65 to 739 code for a protein of 224 amino acids. The transcript is spliced from 3 exons. NCBI's taxonomy places the organism in Eukaryota, Viridiplantae, Streptophyta, Magnoliopsida, Solanales, Convolvulaceae.
CACUGUUCCUCACUCCCCUCUUCAAUCUUUGCUAACAUUAUCUCUAUUUCUCAAAAGAAAAAAAAUGCAAUUUUUAGGGAAACCCAACAAAAUUCCCAGUUUCCUCAUCCUUCUCUUUGCCUCUUCUCUACUCUUCCCCUUGAUCGAAUCAAGAUCAGAACCCACCACCGAUGCGGAGGAGCCGGUUCCGGCCCCAUGGCCAUUGCAAUUCCACUCAAUCCUCUUCAUUAAUACCUCCAAAGGGGCCCUGCAAAAGGUGGACCUCUGGUAUGACUGGCCAAAUGGCAGGAACUUCAACAUAAUCCAGUACCAGUUGGGGAAGCUGCUCUAUGAUUUGGAAUGGGAUAAUGGGACUUCCUUCGUUUAUACUCUGGAUCAGAACCGGGAGUGCAAGGUCCUACAUUUCUCAGUGGGAAUUCUCAGACCCAAUUGGCUUGAUGGGGCUAACUAUCUUGGCCAGAAAUACAUGGAUGGGUUUCUGUGUAAUGUCUGGGAAAAAGUUGAUUUCAUUUGGUACUAUGAGGAUGUUGCCACCAAAAGACCUGUUUAUUGGGCUUUCUUCUCUGGAAUGGUUGCUCAUGUGAUGACAUUUGAAGUGGGAAAAGUGCUUGAGGACCCUGGUUGGCAGGCCCCUGUCUACUGCUUCAAGGAAAACUCUACACUUCAAUAUUUGGCUAGCCCCAUUUCUGGUGCCAGAUUCUUGACAGGAGGAGCUUUGGAUGCCCCUAACUUGCUCUAGUUGUCAAUACUUGAUGUGGAAGGGCUCAAGAAGUUUAAUGAUCACCAGAUUCCAUAUCCUGGGAUGAAGAAUUAAUUGGGGCAAACCUUCAGGCAUACAAAAUUACAGUAUUUUGAUUUUGCAUGCAUGCAUGCAUUUAGUAUUUCAGUUGCAGUAAUGAGAAGUAUCUAAUGUCUAAUCUCAAAAAGAACAAGUUGCAUCUAUUUAUAUAUUAGCUCUCUGCAAUAUCAAUCAUCUUCAACAUUUA